CUUCGAUUUCCACACGGAUGUGUUUAUACGGCGCACCGUCUCCGGUAUGACUUUUUAGACGGAUGAAACGCUAAGAUGUCUUUCUGGAGCUGCUCUCACUGUAAAGCUGGCAGAAGAGCCCUGAAGUGGCUUCUGGGAAAUGUAGUGCACCGGAGAGCCCUCCACAAAACCUCUCCAGCUCUUGGGAGAAUCGCUCCUGUUUUCUCCAGAGCGCCUGCGUAUGGAGACAGUGUGGCCAUUAUGGAUCACAGCGGGAGCCACACCUACAGCUCCCUCUACAAAAGCAGCAAAAGCCUGGCGGGACUCAUUACCAAAGCUCUCGCCUGUCAAUCAGGAGACCUGAAGGGCGAGCGAAUCUCAUUUCUGUGUGCCAACGACGCAUCUUACACCGUGGCUCAGUGGGCGUCAUGGAUGUGUGGUGGCAUAUCGGUUCCCCUAUACAGAAAACAUCCUCUAAAUGAGCUGGAAUAUGUCGUCUCAGACUCCCAAAGCUCGCUGUUGGUCGCCGGAGAACCUUUUAUUGAUACCCUCGAGCCCUUGGCCCAGAAACUAGGGCUGCCCUGCCUACAGAUUCCCACCACUUUAGAUGCUCUUCAGAGUGAGGACACACAGAUGUUGCCCGAGGACGUCUCCGAUUGGGCAGAGAGACCAGCGAUGCUCAUCUACACCAGCGGCACCACGGGACGACCCAAAGCAGCGCUGCACACACACAGCAGUCUGCAGGCCAUGGUUCAGGGUUUGGUGUCCGAGUGGGCCUGGAGUCGAGAUGAUGUGAUCCUGCACACACUGCCCCUCCACCAUGUGCAUGGCAUCGUGAAUAAGCUGAUGUGCCCGCUCUGGGUGGGCGCGACCUGUGUCAUGCUGCCAGAGUUCAGCGCUCAGAAGGUCUGGGAGCAGUUGAUCAGUUCAAAGUCUCCGAUGGUGAACGUGUUCAUGGCAGUUCCCACCAUCUACUCAAAACUCAUUGAAUAUUACGACCAACAUUUUACUCAACCACAAGUCCAAGACUUCAUCAGGGCUGUGUGCAAAGAGAGAAUACGGUUGAUGGUGUCUGGUUCUGCUGCUCUUCCUCAGCCGGUUCUGGAGCGUUGGGCCGAGAUCACAGGUCAUGUUCUGCUGGAGCGCUACGGCAUGACGGAGAUCGGCAUGGCACUGUCAAACCCACUGAAAGGACCACGUGUACCCGGAGCUGUUGGAGUUCCUCUGCCGGGAGUGGAAGUGCGUAUCCUGAUGGCCAACUCCAGCACUGUAAUCGCGGAGGGCAACAGAAAGGGGACCCAGGUGAAGGCUGGUUUGGAGGGGAAGGAGGGCGAACUGUUGGUUCGAGGUUCGUCUGUGUUUCAGAAGUACUGGAAUAAACCUCAGGAGACGGCAGACGCUUUCACUGAGGACGGGUGGUUCAAGACCGGUGACACUGCGCUCUACAGAGACGGCAUGUACUGGAUCAUGGGCCGCACUUCAGUGGACAUCAUCAAGAGCGGAGGAUACAAGAUCAGUGCACUAGAAGUGGAGAGACAUCUGCUAGCCCACCCAGAUAUCACAGACGUGGCUGUGAUUGGUGCUCCAGACGCCGUGUGGGGUCAGAAGGUCACCGCAGUUGUGGAGCUGAGGAACGGGACGUCCAUGAGUCUGUCCACGCUGAAGGCCUGGGCCAGAGAGCACAUGGCUUCAUACACCAUUCCCACAGGACUGAUCCUGGUGGAAAACAUGCCCAGGAACCCGAUGGGAAAGGUGAAUAAGAAGGAGCUUCUAUCCCGGUUCUUCCCGCCUCGUGUCUGAUCCGAGAUCAGUCUUCGGAGAGAUGCGAGUCUCGACCACACACUGGGAAACUGUUUCUGGAUCAGAUCUUGAAUGUGAAAUCUCCUUACUGGCCGGCAAGAGUCAUUUGAUUAUUACCCAUGAUGCAAAGCACUGUAUUGUUUUUAAUUAGCUUUAUUUAGCAGGUAAGAGAAUGGAAUUAAAAAAUGUCUGUUUUAAGGUAAGACAGUGGUAAUGAACUGACUCGACUAUUAUCUGUCGAUUUAAAAUGAAAAAAAUCAAAUAUUUUUGUACUGAAAUUCUGAAAUAAACUAAUUUAUUUGGAUCA
Messenger RNA from Pimephales promelas (fathead minnow), 2086 nucleotides. It is a transcript of the gene acsf3, whose product is annotated as acyl-CoA synthetase family member 3. Gene Ontology annotation, molecular function: medium-chain fatty acid-CoA ligase activity. The record is from RefSeq and is a predicted model, not a curated record. Gene Ontology annotation, biological process: fatty acid metabolic process. Lineage: Eukaryota; Metazoa; Chordata; Actinopteri; Cypriniformes; Leuciscidae.